AUGGCUAAACGCUUGGUUAACUUCGAUCGGAAAGACUUCCGGGAUAAAUGGAACAUACCUCACUAUGACAUUCCGCCCAUCUACAUCGCUGUGUCGCAACACGAAGGGGUGUCCGCGUAUCGCUGGGCCUUAAAAUCAUCCCCCCUGCUCUUCGCGAGCUCGAACGCCUCCUUGGAUAUCGAGUUGGAAACUGUCUCUUCCCUAAAUUCUGCUUCACCAAAAGUCCGGAUACCAUCUAGGCUGAUCGCCCCGAUCAACUUUAAGUUCGUCUUUGUCCUCAUCGGUAUUUCCAUCGAUGUAUUCUAUGGCUAUGAAUUCCGAUCUACAGGUGGAGCUAUAAGCGUAGAUAACCGGAUUGGCACGUCUGCCAUCGGAAGUGGCAUCGGAAUCAAUUGGAAAGUGCAGGACAAAGCGAAAGCGGCGGUCGGAUUGACUAGUGUCAAGGUUAAGUAUGUGUACGAAAUUCUAACAUCCUUGCUCUAUGUCACUUCGUCCGUCCGGGGCGAGGUGAAUGCCCAUCAUGUGGCAUGGCAACGGAGGUACCAUAGCUGGUUGAAUCCAGCGUGGUUACCACAUGGUAGCGAGGAAAUCCAGAAGGUUCUCGAAAGAGAACCACCCUUACUCGAGGGCUGGUCGCUGACCUGGACCUGGGAUGGGUCACCCUUAGCACCUCAAGCAUCACGCCUCGUCGGUCGCCCCACUGGUGUAAGGGCAACACCCAUCGUUGGUAGUCCUACUGGUAGCUACCUAGAUGGCUCGGGAUAGGAGGUGGUUGGGGUAGCGGUCCUACGCUUACUGUACACGGCCCUGACCCUCGGGGAGGGGUGACUGACGGAAGUAGUAAGUAGAUGGACAGCCCCGAUACCUCCCUAGCACAUAGAUCUAAAACUAC
Molecule: messenger RNA, 892 nt
Organism: Pisolithus orientalis
Lineage: Eukaryota; Fungi; Basidiomycota; Agaricomycetes; Boletales; Pisolithaceae
Exons: 6
Coding region: 1-765 (254 amino acids)
Source: RefSeq, a predicted model, not a curated record